Molecule: messenger RNA, 4981 nt
Organism: Oreochromis niloticus (Nile tilapia)
Lineage: Eukaryota; Metazoa; Chordata; Actinopteri; Cichliformes; Cichlidae
Gene: adam15
Product: ADAM metallopeptidase domain 15
Exons: 24
Coding region: 478-3375 (965 amino acids)
Biological process (GO): innate immune response; proteolysis; integrin-mediated signaling pathway
Molecular function (GO): integrin binding; metalloendopeptidase activity
Source: RefSeq, a predicted model, not a curated record
UCUCUCGCUGUAUUUCCGGUCUCCUCGGCCAGCCUGCUGACGUCACCGUCGGUCCCAGUAUAAACACGGGCGGCCCGGAGCGCCGUGUUAAUGAGCAGCUUCAGGCCUCUAAACGAGUCGAGUUGUCCGGAAACAAACGGCCCGAGCCGGAGGAGCUUGCGGGGUCCCCCUCGGGGCUGGCGCUCAGUCCGGGACUGUAGGACAUGUUUGGCUGGAGCUGCGCAGAUAACGGUCCGAACCAGAGCAGUGAUUUCCCGCUACAUUACCGACAGUAACGGACACUCCCCCGCCCGGGGUUCGGGACAGCACACGCCGCUUUGUGUAGGUGUUACAUAGAAAAGAAGCGCCAUGGAGUUUCAGCGGAGCCUCUCCCAGUGCUCGGACACGGUGAGGUAACGGGAGCGGGACGGGGUUGCCUCACACACACACACAUCAGACAGCGGCAACCUGUUGCUGGUUGCCGGUGACGCAGAGAGGAUGAGCGGGACUGCCGGGCUGCUGCCGCCGCUGCUGCUGCUACUGCUCAGCGGCCGUGCUGCGUUCAUCGUCUGCCGGUCCCUGAACGCACCGCAGGAUGUGGGGAGUCUGCCUCUGGACGGACAGACGGACGGUACCGACAGUCUGACAGCCACGGUGACAGGUGUGGACAGACGCCAACGCCCGCUGCUGGCAAAAACUCGCCCCUUCGUUCUGGUGGACGGGCGGAGACGGAGCCUCGCGGAAGCUUUCCGGGAUGGCCACCCUGACCGGCUGCAGUGUGGGCUGGAGGUGGGAGGAAGACUCUUCCUGCUGGAGCUGGAGAAGAACCACGACCUGCUGCCCAAACCACCAAACGUCUUCUACUACCUCCCCAACGGUACCGGAGUGUCUGUAACGGCCAACCCUGUGACUCACUGUUAUUACCACGGCAGCGUCAGAGGAUUCCCCCAGUCCAGAGUGGCUGUGAGCACCUGCUCGGGACUCCGUGGCAUCAUCGCCCUGAACUCCACCCUGAGCUUUGAGCUGCAACCACAGGAGGAGCACCACCAUCACCACCACCAGACGAGUGAGGAAGAGGAGGAGGAGGGUGCAGGAGGAGAGAGCGGAGGAGGAGGCAGAAAUGGAGGAAGUGGAGGAGGAGGUGAUGAUGAUGAAGGAGGAGGAGUCCACCUGCUGUUCUCCACCACCCCCCUGGAGGGUGACGCUGCAGGAGGCUGCGGAGUGUCUCACACCUCCGUCCCCCCCAUCCACAGCUCCACACACACACACAGGACAAAGAGAGACAUCCUGUCUGAGACCAAAUACAUCGAACUGGUGCUGGUGGCCGAUCACCAGGAGUUUCUGAAUUACCAGAAGAACAAUAACACCAUCAUCUACCGCAUGCUGGACGUGGCCAACCAGGUGGACUGGUUCUACCGUCCCCUGAACGUCCGCGUGGCGCUGACGGGUCUGGAGAUCUGGAGCGACCGCGACAAGAUCCGGGUGGAGAAGAGCCCGACCGACACCCUAAACAACUUCCUGGAGUGGCGGACCAGAGACCUGCUGCCACGCCUUCGCCAUGACAACGCCCAGCUCGUCAUGGGCGGGUCCUUUGACGGCACCACAGUGGGGAUGGCGUCUCAGUCAUCCAUGUGCUCCAGAGACAGGUCGGGCGGAGUCAACGUGGAUCACCUGGUCAGUGUUCUGGGCGUGGCUUCAACUGUUGCUCACGAGCUAGGUCACAACCUCGGGAUGAGCCACGACACUGCGGAGCGCCACUGCUCCUGCCAGAACGAGCCGCGGCUCGGGGCUGCAUCAUGGAGCCCUCAACCGGGUCAGUUCAUGCCGGGUCAGCAGUUCAGCAGCUGCAGUGCUGCAGAUCUGUCCGUCAGCCUGCUGCACGGCGGCGGUAUGUGUCUGUUCAACGUGCCGCAGCCGGAGCAUCUGCUGGGAGGACCUCGCUGUGGAAACCUCUACGUGGAGAAAGGAGAGGCGUGUGACUGCGGCCUGCUGGAGGAGUGUGAGGACCCGUGCUGUAACGCCUCCACCUGUCAGCUGGUUCCUGGAGCUCAGUGCUCAUCUGAUGGUAUCUGCUGCCAGGACUGUAAGCUGCGAGCGGCGGGUUCGGUGUGUCGUGAGCCUCUUGGGGAAUGUGACCUCCCUGAGUAUUGCACAGGCUCCUCCCCCUACUGCCCCCCCAAUGUAUUUCUGCAGAAUGGGGAACCCUGUGAGGAGGGCGCCUCCUACUGCUAUGGAGGAGUCUGCGCCAGCAUGCACAGCCAGUGCCAGACGCUGUGGGGACCCAAUGCCACCAGCGCUCCCGCCGUCUGUUUCUCGUCUGUGAACAAAAAGGGAAACAAAUAUGGAAACUGUGGUCAGCUGACCAACGGCUCCUACAUCCCCUGCAGGAACUCGGACGUUCACUGCGGUCGGAUCCAGUGUCAGGGUGGGAGGGACCGCCCCCUGCUGGGCACCAACGCAGAGAUCCUCACCACCAGGGUCCACUUCAACAACAGCGACCUGGUCUGCAGAGGCACCUUCUUCCACCUGGGUGACGACGUGUCCGACCCCGCCACCGUGGCCCACGGCACCGCAUGCAGCCACGGCAAGGCCUGUUUGAACCAGAAGUGUCAGGAUGUGUCAGUGUUCGGUGUGGACGAGUGUCGCAGGAAAUGCAACGGCCACGGGGUGUGUAACAGCAACAGGAACUGUCACUGCGAGGUGGGCUGGGCUCCACCUGACUGCAGGUACUCGGGUCAUGGCGGUAGCGUGGACAGCGGCCCAGCCCGAGCGGCUCGAGAAUCGGAUCCCGUCCGAGUCGCCCUGCUUGUCAUCUUCCUCUUCAUCCUGCCAGUGGUCCUCCUCUUCCUCGCUCUCCGGUUCCCUGGUUUCCGUCGGCGUCUCUUCUGCCUGGGACCGAACAGCCCAUUUCAUAAAGCUCGACAGCACAACCGGACUCCGGCGAUGGAGCGAGUGGACGGCAGGAACGGAGAGCAGGUCCGCCCUCUCAGAUACCACCUGAACCCUCAGACGGACAUCCCGCUGACCCCGCCCCAAAAAGAGGUUCAUGACAGACCUGCUCCUCCCACUAAGCCACUCCCCCCAGACCCCGCUCUAAAACCUCCACCGCAGCAGCUGGUGAGUCGACCAGCUCCGCCCAACAAGCCUCUCCCCCCUGACCCCAUCACACCUGGACAGGUUUCUGUUCCACUCAAACCUCUAGUCCCAAAAAAGCCCCGCCCUCCAGCCAUGCCGUCCAACCCCUAUCUUCCGCCACACCCCGUCUACAACUCCAACACUAAACCGCCGCCGCACGGGGCAGUCGCACCUGCUGCUGCCGGACCCAACAGACGGCCUCCUCUUCCUCCGCUGCGACCCGCCGUCCCUCUGAAGGUGGAGUCCUCUCCUCCACUCUGACCCGCCGGGUCACCUUUGACUGAUCACAGAGCAGCUGAAGGUGGAGACGAUGGAGAUGAUGGAGACUCACUGUCACCGGAUUUCAUCCUCACGAGUAUUAAUAAGCGCUGCUGUAUCUCUGGAGUUCAGUGCCUUGCUCAGCAGCACCUCGGCAGCGGUUAAUGUGGAUGUUUGGGUGAUGUCACGUUCAUUCAGUGCCUUGCUUAAAGACCCUCGCACCGACCUAUGAUUAGUGGUUUCCAAACUGUGGUCCGCGGCCCAUCUGCAGACGUUUUGGUUCUUUUCUUUUUUUUUUUAAGACGUUUUUAGUGAAACUUUGUUUUUUUCCGCUGGAAUAAACGCGUAUCCGACCGGACUGACUUCCUGACUGCUCCAGGAUCUUCUGAUCAACAAAGACUUGGAUGAAUGUUCAAGUGGGCAGCAGGAGAUGAGAUUUGUUACAUUUUAUUUUCUGUUACAGAGAAAACUGACUUUUCCACUAUGCUCGGAAUAUUUUUAUGAAGAUUCCCACACACAGGCUCGAGUUACUAUUGGACAACAUCCUCGCUCUUAUUUUGAAAGCUGCACUGCUGCUGACCCGAGCCCAGCUUGUUUCCCUACAGACGCCGUCUCUGGUGAUGACUCUGUGCUCCUCCCUCUCCUGGGAUGCACAGUAAGCUGGACGAGCGACCAAUCACGCCCUGCAGCAGGUGUACAGGAAGCGCAAUCACCAGCUGAGCUCCGCCACAGUCAAAGGAGAGGCGGCUGCUGACAGCUCCUCCUGGCACAGAGUGGGCACAGAACAGCGGUCCGGUUCGUUAUGAUCCGUGCGUGACUUCCUGCCUCACGGAUGCCGCAUAUGCAGCCUCACUGUGCAGGAAACGCCGCUGUCAGGAAGAGCGACUGUGAAUAAAGCUGUAACGCUGCUAACUGUUCUGACUUUAUUCUGAAAAUAUCUCCCUCCUAACUUUCACGUAUUCACAGGAAUAAAGUAAGACGAGGUUUUUGGCCGUCAUCACUUUGAUCUCAGAGCUUCAGCUUUAUUUUCCAAAUGUCACAAUAAAAGAUCACGACUUUAUUACCAUGCUGUUACGUAAUGUCAGUGUGCUUUUGGUUUGUUAAGGUUUCUACUGUAAAAACGCUCCUCUGAUGACUUUAUUGUGAAAAUCUCGGACGGUUUUGUCCUUUGUUCUUUUCUUAAAUGUUCGCCACACCCCUCUCGCCUUCGCCCACGUGUUUCUACACCUGCUGCCUGUUUAAUUUUGCUGGAUGGUGUUUGUUUUGUUUGUUUGUUUUUCUGAACCCGCCUUGAGAUCAGAGACAGCAGGAAUGUGCGCCGAUAGUUUGUAACGUGACACCAAAGAAACGCCGGGAGACUAAAGCGAUGAAGAUUCAGAAGAAGGUUGACGUGAGCUGCUAAAGGAGCAGUUCGCAGUUUAACCGUCGCCUCGUUGCCUUCUCGCUCGCAGCUGUGUGACGUGCUUUAAUUUAAAGACAUCUGAGAAAACGUGACUGUUGCCUUUUUAUAGUUUCUGUCUUCGGAGGUGGACCGAGCGGUCCCCAGUCACCCCGAGAGGGCUGGGGGUUGAUUCCUGGCCAGCCUGUGUGCCUGGUAUUAGAUUAAACU